AUGCCGAUUCACCACCUCAUGGUCGGCACCUGGACGCCUCCGGGGGCCAUCUUCACCUUUGCCUUUGACGACGAGGCCCUCACCCUGAAGCUCGUGAAACGCACCGAAAUACCCCACGACGAGCCCAUAUCAUGGAUGACCUUUAACCACAACAAAACCGCCAUCUACGGCGCCGCCAUGAAGAAGUGGUCGUCCUUUGCCGUCGAGAAUCCCACCACCAUCAAGCACCAAGUCUCGCACCCCAUGCUCCACGACCCCGCCGCCUCCUCGCCCUCGGCCAACACCCGCGCCAUCUUCCUCCUCGCCGCCCGCCAGCCGCCCUACGGCGUCUACUGCAACCCCUUUUACCAGCACGCCGGCCACGGCAGCGUCUUCUCCGCCGACCCCUCCUCCGGCGCCCUCGCCGCCAACCUCCAGACCUACCCGUACCAGCCCGGCACCGGCGUCCACGGCAUGGUCCUCUCCCCGGCCGACGAGCGCCACCUCUACUCGGCCGACCUCUCCGCCAACAAGCUCUGGGUGCACCGCCGCCCGGACCCGUCCUCCCCGGCGGUCGAGCUCGUCGGCAGCGUCGACGCGCCCGACGCGCGGGACCACCCGCGCUGGGUCGCCGCGCACCCCUCGGGCGCGCACCUCUACGCGCUCAUGGAAAAGGGCAACCGCAUCUGCGAGUACGCCGUCGACCCCGAGACGCACAUGCCGCGGUACACGGGGCGGCACUUUCCGCUCAUACCGCCCGGCGUACCCGACCGGUGGACCAUGUACCGCGCCGACGUCUGCGCCGUGUCGCACUCGGGACGCUACCUCUUUGCGAGCGCCCGCGCCAACAGCCCCGAUCUGACGGGCUACGUGGCGGCGUUCAAGCUGGCCGAGACGGACGGCAGGAUUGAGCGGCAGAUUCUGCUCAACCCGACGCCGACGAGCGGUGGGCACAGCAACGCCGUCGCGCCGUCGGACUGGACCGACGAGUGGCUCGCAAUCACCGACGACGAGCAGGGGUGGCUCGAGAUUUACCGCUGGCAGGACGAGUUCCUGGCGAGGGUGGCGCGGGUGCGCGUGCCAGAGCCCGGGUUCGGCAUGAAUGCGAUUUGGUACGACUAG
Molecule: messenger RNA, 1101 nt
Organism: Akanthomyces muscarius
Lineage: Eukaryota; Fungi; Ascomycota; Sordariomycetes; Hypocreales; Cordycipitaceae
Exons: 3
Coding region: 1-1101 (366 amino acids)
Molecular function (GO): 6-phosphogluconolactonase activity; protein binding
Source: RefSeq, a predicted model, not a curated record